AAGAGGAUGUUUGGUUUGUCGCUGUGUCACAAGAAGCAGCCCGCAGACUGCAGGCGGUGAAAUCUCAGGUACAAAUCUUCCUCAUCUGGGAGAGUUUUUAUCAGAACACAUGCUCUAGAUGCUGCACCGCUGAGGGAAGCUGAAGUGGCACGAGGAGGAACUUUGAAUCAAAUUUCAACCAUGUGACAAACCAACACCAAAAGAUUCAGUGCAAUAUGACUACAGAGUCGAUCUCCGGUUCUCUGAGAAACGGCUUGGCGAGAUGUUGCUCCGUCUCCACGCUGCGCUCCCGUCUUCCCGUCCUCACGUGGCUGCCGGCGUACAGUCUGACAUGGCUGAAGAUGGACGUGCUGGCGGGACUGACCGUGGGACUGACCACCAUCCCUCAGGCCCUGGCCUACGCCGAGGUGGCCGGCUUACCUGUGCAGUACGGUCUGUACUCGUCCUUCAUGGGCGGUUUUGUUUACUGUGUGUUCGGGACGUCGAAGGACAUCACCCUGGGCCCGACAGCCAUCAUGUCUCUGCUGUGUUUCUUGUACAUCAGAGGAGAUCCGGUGUACGCCGUGGUGCUGACGCUGCUGUGUGGAAUCAUCCAGCUCGCCAUGGCUUUACUCAGACUCGGUUUCCUGUUGGACUUUAUUUCCUAUCCUGUUAUAAAGGGCUUCACCUGUGCAGCGGCUGUGACCAUCGGCUUCGGACAGGUCAAAAACAUUCUGGGUGUGAAGGACGUCCCUCAGCAGUUCUUUCUGCAGGUCUACUACACUUUCCACAAACUACCUGAGGCCAGGGUUGGAGAUGUGAUUCUGGGUCUGUGCUGUCUGUUCUUCCUGGUGAUGAUGACGAUGAUGAAGAGUUCUCUGGACUCUGUUGAAGAUAACCCGUCUCCUGUAGUGAAGGUGUCUCGGGGUUUGGUGUGGACGCUCGCAACUAUCCGAAACGCUCUGGUCGUCAUAGCAGCGACGUGUGUGGCGUACUCCGCUGAGGUCACAGGUCACAAUUACUUCACUCUCACGGGGAAAACGGCUGCAGGACUGCCUCCUUUCUCAGCCCCGCCCCUCUCUGAGACGACAACCAAUGGCACGCGAGUAUCAUUCAGAGAGAUCACGCGGGAUCUGGGAGGCGGUUUAGCUGUUAUACCUCUGAUGGGCAUGCUAGAGAGCAUCGCUAUUGCUAAAGCCUUCGGAAGUAAGAAUAAUUAUCGCAUCAAUGCCAACCAGGAACUCUUUGCCAUUGGACUCACCAACAUCCUGGGUUCAUUCGUCUCUGCGUAUCCCGUCACAGGCAGCUUCGGGAGAACUGCUGUAAACUCUCAGACUGGAGUGUGUACACCUGCGGGAGGUAUAGUCACAGGUGUGCUAGUGCUCCUGUCUCUGGCCUUCCUCAUGCCGCUCUUCUCCUUCAUCCCCAAAGCGUCUCUGGCGGCCGUCAUCAUCUGCGCCGUUGGUCCGAUGAUAGAAUUCAGCGUUCCUCCCCACAUCUGGAGAGUCAGAAAGUUGGACCUGCUGCCGUUCUCCGUCACCUUCCUGCUCAGUUUCUGGGAGGUGCAGUAUGGCAUUGUGGGAGGUGUAGUCAUCUCAGGAUUCGUGCUGCUGUAUCUAAUGGCCAGACCUGAACUGAAAGUAACAGAUCACGGCGUGCUGGUGAUGAAGUUGGGAAGUGGACUCCAUUUUCCUGCUGUAGAGCACUUCAGUGACGUCUUACACACACAUGCGCUACACGUAUCUCCUCCUCGGUGUGUUCUGGUAGACUGUCAGCAUGUCAGUAGUAUAGAUUACACAGUGGUGAAUGAAUUGCGAGAUCUCUUAAAGCAGUUUAAGCUGCACAGAGUCUCUCUGGUCUUCUCAGGACUGAAGUGCUCGGUGUUGGAGGUUUUAUUAGCAGCUGAUCUUCCAGGCUUCAGACACACAGACAGCGUGGAGGCGGGACUGCAGAUCCUGAACACCAACCCCGACUCUGACUGACACUCCUCUCCUCCAAUCAGCACAAGAUCACUGACUCAUUACAUGGCUCCGAGCCAAUCGCUGAAUACCUCAAGUGAGCAAAACCGAUGACGGAAUACACGAGGUUCAGAAAGUCGCCAAUCUCAACAUGAAAUUGUUUUAAAGUUUGUAGAAUCAGUGACACUGACAUCGAGACCAAAUGGAUAUAAAAAAAAAGAGGCGUCCUUUAUUUUGAAGAUGCACUACAUAUUUUUCUUUAUGGAGACUUUAAAAGAUUAACAGUAAACAAUAGUCUGAAAACUAACCGACUUGCUAGCUAAAGAAAGUUUAAAAAAAAAAUACACAACUGUCAUGUGUAGUGUUUAUAGAGUAUAGUGUUUUCUUCAGAAAAAAAAAAACAUUUCUCUUAACUGUUGAACAAAUUAGCACUACAGCAACGUGUGCUCAUUGCCUGGAGGCAUGCUAGCAUCACGUCAGGUAGCUAACAUAUAGCAUUCUUGGGUAGCUAGCUGCCUAGUUGCUGAAAAUCCUGUCCAGAUUUCUGUACUCACGUGUUUUUUGUUUGUUUUAGACGUUUGAUAUUAAGCACUAAAUUUGCUUGCCUUAAUGUCCAAAUGUGAUGAAACGAUUAAUUUCUAUUUUGUAAAGUGGAAUUGUAGCAGGAAUAGUUACCGGAGUUGUCAGAAACCACGUGCCUUGUUUACGAAAUGUUCGAGGCAGAGACUUUUCAAGUUGAUUCGAACUUUUUUUAACUGACCAACUGCAUAUUUUUAAAUAGAAAAUACAAUUCGAUGCUUUUAAAACACUGAUAAAAUAUUUAACUGACCGACUUUCUAUUUACGAGAAAAAAUACCAGAUUACUAACGGAAACAUUUUUACCUUAAAGUCUGUUUUAAAGCAAACCGACACUGACUCUUUUACUUUUACUGACUUUUUAGUAUUUUAAAUGAAGCUGAUGUUGAUGAUUUCACUUGUUUCUUUAAAUGUUUCUAUCACCUUCGUGCAUUUGUGACUUGUUUGGUUUAUAGAGUUGGGAUUUAAUGUAUUUAUGUAACAUGCUACUUCAUGCAGUGUUCAUGAUGCUAAUCAGUCGUCAUAAUCAUCUAUUACUUCUUCGCUACAUUACCAUUGUAGCGCCAGUGCAAAAUUAUAGCUGCUAAAUGUCGAUACUGAGGUAAGUUGAGAGAAAUUUUCACAUUAAUUAGCACUAAAUGAAUAUCACUGUCAUUCUAUACAUAUGAAUUAUACUGUACGUGUAGUUAUGUAAUAAAAACAGCAAAGUAAAUAAGAAUUUACCGGA
This is a messenger RNA of Pangasianodon hypophthalmus (striped catfish), 3240 nucleotides long. RefSeq names its product solute carrier family 26 member 11 (gene slc26a11). Gene Ontology annotation, cellular component: membrane. The transcript has 17 exons. Gene Ontology annotation, biological process: transmembrane transport. NCBI's taxonomy places the organism in Eukaryota, Metazoa, Chordata, Actinopteri, Siluriformes, Pangasiidae. The record is from RefSeq and is a predicted model, not a curated record. The coding region runs from base 216 to 1961 and encodes 581 amino acids. Gene Ontology annotation, molecular function: secondary active sulfate transmembrane transporter activity.